Molecule: messenger RNA, 726 nt
Organism: Schistosoma haematobium
Lineage: Eukaryota; Metazoa; Platyhelminthes; Trematoda; Strigeidida; Schistosomatidae
Exons: 3
Coding region: 1-726 (241 amino acids)
Source: RefSeq, a predicted model, not a curated record
AUGGAAUGCUCGUACAAUGUGGGAGACCGUGAGAGUCAGUUAAAUUGUUACAGAAAUGAGGAGAUACAACGUGGAGUUGCUUGGAAUCAAAUAAUGCAAUUAUUAUUUAUAUAUACGAUUCUAUUAUUAUGGUUUAUACAUAUUACUCAACAAGUAACUAUUAAUCGUAGAUUAUAUCCACAACAAAUACAAUUUUCAUCCAUACCUGAACAAUUUAUUGAAGAAACUGAAAGUGUACAAGACAUAAAAGAAGGUGAACACGAAACAACACAUCGUUCUAAACGUUUAAUAGAUAAUCAACAAUUAUUAACAACAUAUCGUAAUCCAUUUGCAUCAUUAUUAAAACGUAAACGUCAUUCUAAAUCAACUGAUUCACGUUUAUCUAUAAGAAAAGAUUUUAUUACUAAUAAUGAUUCAAAAUGUGGUUUAAUGUGUCAUUUAUUAUGUCGUCCCGCACGUAAAGCACUCAUAAGAUGUGAAUCUUAUGAAUAUAGAAUCAUCAAAGCAUUAUUGAAAACCAAGAUGGUAGGAAUCACAAUGAUUGUUAUCCAAUGUCAGGCACCAACUAAUGAUAGCAAAAACGACAGUAAAGAUCAGUUCUAUGAGAGGCUACAAUCAAUCGUAGCCAUGUGUGCAGGGAAGGACCUGAACAUCCUGAUGGCAGGCCUGAACGUUAAAUUCGGUGUGGAUAACACUGAGUAUCCAGAUAUCAUGGAACGACACUGA